This is a messenger RNA of Micromonas pusilla CCMP1545, 696 nucleotides long. RefSeq lists its product as uncharacterized. The annotation marks the transcript as partial. The record is from RefSeq and is a predicted model, not a curated record. Gene Ontology annotation, molecular function: protein tyrosine/serine/threonine phosphatase activity. Gene Ontology annotation, biological process: protein dephosphorylation. NCBI's taxonomy places the organism in Eukaryota, Viridiplantae, Chlorophyta, Mamiellophyceae, Mamiellales, Mamiellaceae. The transcript has a single exon.
AUGUCCGAGCUCCAGAUUCGUCGCGAGAAGUUCUCGCACUUCGAGAAGCACUGCACGCAAAUCACCGAAGGCCUCUACGUCGCCGGGGACCUCGUCGCGAAGAACCGCGCGACGCUGGACGAGCACGGGAUCACGCACGUCAUAAACUGCGUCGGGUUCCUCAUACCAAACUACUUCGAGGGCGACAUGACGUACUUCCCGCUGUGGCUGCACGACACGCCGAACGAGGACAUCAUCUGCGUCGUGUACGAUUGCAUCGAUUACGUUCGCACGUCGCACCGCUCGCACGACGGUCAGGGGCGGACGCUAGUGCACUGCUCCCAGGGCGUGUCUCGGAGCGUGUCGAUAGCGAUCGCGUACGUGAUGUGGAAGGACGGAGGUAACUACGACGAGACGUUCAAGGUGGUGAAAGCGCGAAGAGGGAUCGCGAACCCAAACAUCGGAUUCACGUCGCAGAUUUUAAUCUGGGAUAAGCGGCGUCGGACGGAGAGCCUCCCCGGUGGCGGCGUCGAUCGUCUGUACGUCAUCGCGCCGCAGUCGGAGCACGACCCGAAGUACCUCGUCGCGAAGCAGGUCACCAUCGGCGGCGGCGACGGAGGGAAAAUAGGCGUCGAGUUGCUCGACUCGAGGUGCGUGUUCGUGUUCCAAACGAAAAGCGGCGUCGUUUACGUGUGGUUAGGGAAGGACAGCGAGAGC